Messenger RNA from Haliotis rufescens (red abalone), 7180 nucleotides. RefSeq lists its product as uncharacterized. NCBI's taxonomy places the organism in Eukaryota, Metazoa, Mollusca, Gastropoda, Lepetellida, Haliotidae. Bases 80 to 3820 code for a protein of 1246 amino acids. Gene Ontology annotation, molecular function: mRNA binding. Gene Ontology annotation, cellular component: ribonucleoprotein complex; nucleus; cytoplasm. The transcript is spliced from 9 exons. The record is from RefSeq and is a predicted model, not a curated record.
CGGAAAUAGGACAAGAUCAUCCGUCAAGUCUGACAUCAACACAUAGAACGGUGUGAUGUAGAAGCCAGUAGAAGACAAUAUGGCCUUUAACCGGUUUCCAGGUCCCAGGCCUGGUGUAAACUUUAUGAUGGGUCCAUCUCCUAACACAGCCACCAUACCAGUGCCCAGGGGCAGUAUGUUCCCAGUAAUGGCUGGACCUCCAGAUCAAGCUCGGCAAGGGAAGCACUUUAUGAUGAGACGAGAUCAUAUGAACCUUAACAAUAGCAGUGAGAGAGACACUGGGUACUGGAAGGGGGAUGACAUGGACAGGGAGUCUCCGGAUAGAAAUCCUCACUUGGACAGAAUGCCUCGUAAGAGGAGACUUGAGAGAGGGGGUGAUCUUGAGAACCUGCCAGCCCAACAGAUGGCGGUAUUUGAUUACCAUCACAAAGCAAGAGAUUCUGACGAGGAGAUUGUUGAGAGAGAAGAAAACCGGUAUAGUCCACGCAGUAUGCGAGACGAAGGAGAUGGAGAGCCUAGUAAAAAGAUGUGCUACAGUGAAGAUGUUGGGCAAGCUGCAUUUGGAAGGGCAAGAAACGUACCAGACAGGUUUCUUGGUGGGGCACCUCCAAUCGAUGGGAGUGGUGGUGUGAUAAAAUCCAUCCUGAAACAAGACCAGAAGAGUAAAAGAGAAGACAGAGGAAAAGAAGAGAGGGGGAAAGAAGACCGGGGAAGGAAAGACAGGGGAAGAGGAGACAGGGGAAGAAAAGACAGGGGAAAAGCAGACAGGAGUAGGGAAGACGAUGGACACGAUGAUGCGCUUAUGAAACAUGCAGCAGAAGUGUUUGGCUCCUCGCAUCAGGGGAAUAAGCAUCCGACCAAGAACACGCCAAGAGAUGCAGCAAGACAUGGUCCCACUUCCACCUCAGAAGAGGAGUAUAGGCUUAGGAGGUCACUGCGGUCUCCGGAAAGAAGAUCCCCAUCGAGGUCCUUAGAGGGGAGAUUGUCAUCUAGGAGGUCACCUGAUCUACAUUCUUCUUUUCAUAGAGAAGAUGAUUUGACAAUGAGUAACAAUCCGAGAGAUUCAUACAUGCACUCUCCAGACAGAAGUCAAUACGAUGAUAGAGAUGACAGGCCUGAGAAACGAAAUAUGGGCCAUUUUUCUGGUAGAAAUUUUAGAAGUGAAAGAAAUUCACCUGGUAGAAGAGAACUGAGACAAUCACCCAAUCGGAGCUUCAGGGAUGAACGACGAUCACGAGAUAGAGAUUCAAGACUAGAUAGAGAUUCAAGACUAGAUAGAGAUUCAAGACAAGAUAGAGAUUCAAGACAAGAUAGAGAUUCAAGACAAGAUAGAGAUUCAAGACUAGAUAGAGAUUCAAGACAAGAUAGAGAUUCAAGACUAGAUAGAGAUUCAAGACUAGAUAGAGAUUCAAGACAAGAUAGAGAUUCAAGACUAGAUAGAGAUUCAAGACUAGAUAGAGAUUCAAGACAAGAUAGAGAUUCAAGACUAGAUAGAGAUUCAAGACUAGAUAGAGAUUUAAGACAGCAGUCUCCUAAUAGACAUUUUAGAGAUGACAGGCAUUCUCUUGAACGAAGAGAUUCCCCAAACAGACGUUUUAGAGAUGAUUUAAGUCUCUCACCAGAUAGAGUCUUUUGGGAUGACAGACACUCGCCUGAUAGAAGCUACCCACGUGACGGAUAUUCUCCGAUCAGCAGCAACAGGGAUGAAAGACUGUCAACUGACAGAAGUUUGAAAGAUGACAGCCGAUCUUCUCGAAGAAGAGGAUCAUUAGACCGAAAUGUUAGGAAGGAUUCAAGCCCCUACAGCUCCUCAUACAGACAUAGAAGCGAUGAUAGGGGCGGUUCCCAAUCCAGGAGAGGUCGGUUUGGUAGUUCAGACAGAUACGUUGGAGCAGUAGAUGCUGGAGAAGGGUUAUCUCUACUUCACAAAGAUCAUGGUCAAGACCAUCGCUCAGACGACAAAGGUGGUGAUAAGACAUGGAAAUGUGUUGGGUGUGGAUUAAACAACUUUAUUUCUCGGCUCAAGUGUUACAAAUGUAAAAAAUUUAGAGUGAAGACUUUAGAAGAAACCACGGAUGAUACCACGUCUUAUCCUCCAGGGGCUGCCAAUCCAAGGAAGACCCCAGAUGAAUGUAAGAAGAGGAUCCAUGUGUCUAACUUAGCUAUGGACACGUCAGCUGAAGAUCUGUACAACACCUUCUCAGAAUGUGGAAAGGUUAUGUUUGCCAACAUCGUUGUCAAGCGAGGGAGUAAAAGGUCGAAGGGGUAUGGAUUUGUGUCCUUCAACAAGGCCAGCGAGGCAGCAAAUGCUGUCACCAAGCAUUUCCGAAUCAGGGGAAAUCGUAUUUUUUCUAAUCCUGUUAAGUUUACGGAGAAAUUAUCGACCCUUUAUGAUGACAUCAGCUCUGAGGAGGAGGACCCUGGGCCAAUGUUCCUCUGUAGUGUGGAUCGCUGUGGCUUCCAGGGAACACAGCAGCAAUUCCGUCGCCACUGGAAGGAAAUCCAUUUGAGUUUUUGCAACUUCCUCAUCUGCGCGGUGUGUGACACAGGAUGUGCAGACCGCAGGGGGAUGAGAACCCACUUGAUAUAUGGCCAUGGUGUCACCGAUGAAGGAGGAACCAUGGAUAAUAUCCUUGGGAAUGUCAAGGUGGAGUCGAGACACAAUCCUUAUUAUGUAGACCCUUGUUGUGAUGAAAAAGAAGCUAUGGUGGAGAUUUUUGGAAAGAGUGAUCCCACUGCACCAGAAAGUUACAAUCCCUUCAAGGUGUACAAGUGUCCAGAAAAAGAAUGUUCAUUUGCUGCCUCAUCGGCUUCUUUCUUGCAACAUUGGAAUUCGAAGCAUCUCGAGUCGACCAAUGUCCUGUCAUGCCCUGUGUGCUCAAUCCAUUUUGUCCGGAAGAUUAAGCUGAUUGAACAUUUCAGAAUAGGCCAUGGAAUUCGUACUCAUGGUGGUAUGAGUGGACAUACAGUUGCUGGUGCUGAGAGGAUUAGUUCUGAUGAAGAUGAGGAGGAAUUCAGAACCCCAUCUGCCAAAUUCAUGUGCAAAGUGAUGGCUUGUUAUUUCCAGGGUCCGAAAUCGGCUUUCCAUCGUCACUGGCAAGAAAAACAUGUAUUGAUGGAAAAUUAUUUUUGCUGCCCAUACUGUAGCAUUGGAUGUAAGGAUCAGCCCGAGAUUCGAUACCACAUGAUCACUGAACACAAAGUGAAGGAUUAUGACCCCAUUCUGGAUGAUGCUUUAACUAGGACUUUCAUCAGAGAAAGACAUAAUCCCGAUUUCUUGGACCCAGGUAAUGUUGAGCGUGAAGCAAAGAUUGAAAUUCAACUUGCCCGAAAACCUGUUCUAGAUUCUGACCAGAAACAACCUUCUAGGUCAAAAAGUGUUGCUGGAACAUCAAGAGAGAAAGAGUCUAGUAAGAAGACCACCUCUUCAAUCAAGACUGACGAAAAGUCAAAACCAAAGUCAAAAUCUAGUGAUGGAAGAGCUCAAGACAAGAGAACUGAGUCAGCUAGUUCAUCCAAAAACACCAAGCAAGCUGCAUCAUUUAUCGAUAAGCCUCCAGACUUUUUGAUGAUGAAGUACGAUGCGCAGAAAGUGGAUAGCAUCAAGAAGUUCCUGGCAUGGACAGACAGCCUGAUGGAAAAGCUAGAGGAGUCUCAUCAUGAAGCUCGGAAGAAGUUGCAGGAGCUUGAGGAGAAGAAGAGCAAGUUGAAGGAGGUUGAUGAGAAGAAGAGAAAGUUGAAAGAGGUUGAGAAGAGGGGCAAACCGAAGGAUGUUGAGAAGAAGAGCAGUAGAACGAAAGAAGCUAAUGGGAAGAAAUAAUGUUGGAAUAUUAUGUUUGAUUGUGCCUUAUAAUUUGGAACCAAGGAGAAUUUAUGGGUAGGGACUGCUAUUGUGAAUGAGUAGUUAUGCAAAUGUGUGAGAACUCAGCUGAAGAAAGAUGACUGUGUUGGUUAUAUUAUUGACUGACAUUUCCAGUAUGUGAACGGUGGGAACUUCUUGUUCUUUGUCCAUACUGUUGAAAGAGAGGCCAGAGGAAGGUAAAUGAUGCCCGGGUUGGGGACAGGAUGCAAUACAGAGCUGUAGUGGGUUGAUCCUGUGUGACAUGAGUUUUUGAAGUUCGGAUCAACAUUUUGAUCAGGUAAAUGUAGGAUAUCAUUCAUUUGGAUUGAUGGACAUCCUUGACAGAUGAUCAUGAAUAAACAUGGACGAAGAUCAACUCUCAAAACAGAGCCAUGCUAAAGAUUAGAAAGAGGUGAUCCCACUGACCACAUCACAUCAUCUCUUCAGAGAGCUGUUUAAUAAUAAUAUGUAAAUCGUCACUCCCUCCCAUCGGAACAUGUCUACAUUUACUUCCUUUGCAGAUUCUUAUAGUCAAGAUGAAAUAAGCAACAUCAUGUUCUGCAGGAAUAUCAUGAAGCAUUCUCCAGGACAUUACACAUGUUUGAAGUAACAUAGUUUCUUUUGAAACUUAUUUGGAGAAGGUGGACAAGACUGAGGAGAAGACAUGUGUUUGGACAACUGUUGGAUGAUGAUAGUGAACAUAGUGUGUUGAACCUUUCUUUGUCAACCAAAGAUGACCAGAAGAGCUGAAAAGGACACUCUGUUUUUGAGAAAUAAUGGUAACUGUAGAACAUUUGACAUCAGUGUUAAUGUUUGGUAAGUGUACUUGUAUCCAGACAUAAUUGAGCUGAAUAUUAAUGUCGUAGCACAGGGACACUGCAGUGAAGUAUAUGAUAGGUUUCGUCAGGAAAUAUAGGGGAAGUUUUGAAGCUGUCAUGUCAUGCACAGUAUGAAGAUUGCGAACUCAGAGAUCAAAGUGGGGAGGCAUCAAGUGGCUGGUAGACCUACAGUGUAAUCCUAGUGGCUGGUCGCUCGCUCGCUCAUGCAAGAUGGUGCCAGGCCUGAGUGUUGGAAGAUGUAGAUGCCACAUGUUCACAUGAAGGUUGAUCAUUCAAGUCAUACCAACAUCCAGAAAGUGCAUGUCUAUAAGUGUGAGAUUCGGGUCUUUCUUUCGUUGAGAUCCAGCAGCCCUGUGCUGCUUUGUCUGUGUAUGUCACUCUUUGAAGAUUCUUGGAGCCUUGACGUGUAUGUCAAUCUUUGAAGAUUCUUGGACCCUUGUCGUGUAUGUCAAUCUUUGAAGCUUCUUGGAGCCUCAUCAUGUUUGUUGGUCUGUAAAGAUUCUUGGAUCCUCGUCGAGUAUGUAAAUCUUUGAAGAUUCUUGGAUCCUCGUCGAGUAUGGACCUUUGUCGAGUAUGUCAAUCUUUGAAGAUUCUUGGAAUCUCAUCGUGUAUGUCAAUCUUUGAAGAUUCUUGGAGCCUCAUCAUGUUUGUUGGUCUGUAAAGAUUCUUGGAUCCUCGUCAAGUAUGUCAAUCUCUGAAGAUUCUUGGAGCAUCGUUGUGUAUGUCACUCUUUAAAGGUUCUUGGAUCUUCGAUUUGUGACGCUGUUCGUGUGUAAUCUGUUUAGAUCUACUAUACCUUCAUUACAUAAUGUUUUCCGAGAUCCACCAUUCAGAUGACCGGACAUGGUUACAUGGUUGUGUUUGUAAGCUGUCCUAUUGUGACACAAGUAGACUUUAUGACUAAGUUUAUGAAACUCAGUUUUACAAUUACAAUCUCAAUCCUUAGCAACACCAGUAUACUUACCGGGGUGGUGGGGUAGCCUAGUUGUUGAAGCAUUGGCUCGUCACACCAAAGACCCGUGUUCAAUUCCCCACAUGGGUACAAUGCGUGAAGCCCAUUUGCCGGUGUCCCCUGUGGUGAUAUUGCUGGAAUAUUGCUAAAAGCGGCGUAAAACCAUAUUCACUCACUUGCCCAGUAUAUUUACCACACGUGAACAUUAUUGCCUUGUAAUAAAACACUCCAUGUAACUGCAUCGAUUAUUGUAUUUUAAAGUUUGACCUUCCUUGUUCUUCUUGGGACACAAGUAUCCCAGGUAUAUCAAGAACCAAGAUUCAGGUUGGGUCCCAUAGCUCUGCCAGGAUCCAAUGGGGAUCAUUCGUAUGUUUGCAUCUGCCCUCCACACAUGUCAUCUGCGCCACUUGGGGCUGCCAUUUCAUUGAGCUGUCACACUGAUAUAACUGAAAGCCUGUUCAAAGCUGCAUUAAACCUAAAUCACUCACUCGCCUACUUGUCACAUACAAUGACAGUUAUUUUAGAAUUCUUGGUAUUGUGGAAGUUGCUCCAGUGUCUACUUCGGAAACACUCAUGUCACAAAUGCCACACUUUUCAAGAUGGUUGAGUGGUCCUGAAUACAACGCUAAUUUUAACAUAAGAAUUGGAGAGAAGUUUGAUGUACAGAAGAUUCGACUGGUGAAUUUUAAUGGAGAAUCGGUAUUGUGCCCAUGAAGAGAUUGAUGUCCAGAAUUUGUGUAGUUUGAAGUUGGUGGUUUCCAGUGUUUCCUCCUAAACUCCCGGAAGAGCAAGAAGAGAAGCAGGUCGGUUUUGGGUUGUUCUGUCAGUAUUGACUUGCAUGUGAGGAUACCAUAUUUUGUGGAGAAUUCAUUCAAACCUUUCAAUAAAUCAGGGCCCCAGAUAACUUUCUUGGCUAUUACUAAUAUUUUAUUUUCACAUUCGGUAUUUACAGUUUCCUUUUGGUGUUCUGUUGGAAUUUAUAAACCAAUAACAUAACACAAUUAAACUUAUAUUAAUUAAACUGCUGUUACAGAUGGCAAUUUAAGCAUUAUUCUCUGCAGCAGAUUGGCAAAUACAGACCCUUAAGAAAUAUAGGCACUCAAACUUUGAAGGGUAAAUGCGCACAUUGUUGUUAUACCGUUGGGGUUUUGACAUUUUUCAUGUGUAUUAGUACGGAAGCAACUCAAAAUUAAUUAGAUAAUGGCGAUUUAUUUUAUCUGGAGCUCUGAUCUCUCGUUCUGUGAAAGUCGUUCAGGUAUCAAUGAAUUGUAAAUUUGAGUGAAUCGUGCCACCAUGGGAUGACAGCGGGCACCAGCUUUUCUAAAUCCUACUACUCAGCUUUCAGAAAUGAAAAGUGAGAAACCAAAUCUAUAUGUAUGAUAUUGAAGAUAUGAAAUUGAAAGUACCUGGACCUUUUUCAAUGAAGAUCGGGGGAUCGGAAACCUAUGAUUGAGAGUUCGAAUCCCGGUUCGCCCAGAUAAUGUUUCUAGGUUUGUCAGCACCAUACCCGUGCUCGUGGGUUUCAUCGAAGUGGUAAACAUCUGAGAC